AUGAAAAUGGUGUUGUCACAACGGCAGCGCGAGGAGCUUAACCAAGCGAUUGCCGAUUAUCUGGGAAGCAAUGGAUACACAGACGCGCUGGAAGCGUUCCGGAAGGAGGCCGACAUGCCGAAUGAGAUAGAGCGCAAGUACGGUGGGUUGCUGGAGAAAAAGUGGACCUCCGUCAUUCGGCUGCAGAAGAAAGUGAUGGAGCUGGAAGCGAAACUGUCCGAGGCGGAGAAGGAGGUGAUCGAGGGUGCACCGACGAAGGCAAAACGGACACCGAGCGACUGGAUACCGCGACCGCCGGAAAAGUUCGCCCUCGCCGGCCAUCGGGCGACUGUGACGCGGGUUGUUUUCCAUCCUGUCUUCAGCAUGAUGGUAUCGGCAUCGGAGGACGCCACGAUCAAGGUGUGGGACUUCGAGACGGGUGAAUAUGAACGUACGCUCAAGGGUCAUACGGACUCGGUACAGGAUUUGGCAUUCGAUUCACAAGGGAAGCUGCUCGCCUCCUGCAGCUCGGAUCUGUCGAUCAAACUGUGGGAUUUCCAGCAGACAUACGAGUGCGUCAAGACAAUGCACGGUCACGAUCACAAUGUGUCAUCGGUUUCGUUCGUCCCGGCGGGCGAUUUCCUACUUUCUGCGUCACGUGACAAAACGAUCAAGAUGUGGGAGGUGGCCAGCGGCUACUGCGUCAAGACGUUCACAGGCCACCGGGAAUGGGUGCGCAUGGUACGGGUGAACGUCGAUGGAUCGUUGAUGGCCUCCUGUUCGAAUGAUCACUCGGUUCGUGUUUGGCAGACAAACUCCAAGGAAUGCAAAGCUGAGCUGCGAGAGCAUGAGAAUACAGUAGAAUGCAUUGCCUGGGCACCGGAAUCGGCCGCAGCGGCUAUAAACGAGGCAGCCGGAGCAGACAACAAGAAAGGUGCACAUCAGGGCCCAUUCCUGGCAUCGGGAUCACGAGACAAAACGAUCAGGAUUUGGGACGUCAGCUCCGGGCUGUGCCUGUUUACGCUGGCCGGCCACGACAAUUGGGUGCGUGGUAUCGUGUUUCACCCCGGUGGCAAAUACAUGAUUUCUGCUAGCGACGACAAAACGCUACGCAUUUGGGAUCUACGCAACAAGCGUUGCAUGAAAACGCUCUACGCGCACUCACAUUUCUGUACAUCCUUGGAUAUGCAUAAGUCCCAUCCUUACGUCAUAUCCGGCAGCGUGGACACGACGGUUAAAGUUUGGGAGUGCCGCUAAGUCAAAUCCCAUCUCUCCCCUCC
Anopheles marshallii is the source of this 1259-nucleotide messenger RNA. RefSeq names its product lissencephaly-1 homolog (gene Lis-1). The transcript has 6 exons. Gene Ontology annotation, molecular function: protein binding. The coding region runs from base 1 to 1236 and encodes 411 amino acids. The record is from RefSeq and is a predicted model, not a curated record. Lineage: Eukaryota; Metazoa; Arthropoda; Insecta; Diptera; Culicidae.